This is a messenger RNA of Salvia miltiorrhiza (redroot sage), 882 nucleotides long. RefSeq lists its product as uncharacterized. The record is from RefSeq and is a predicted model, not a curated record. Lineage: Eukaryota; Viridiplantae; Streptophyta; Magnoliopsida; Lamiales; Lamiaceae. Gene Ontology annotation, molecular function: protein binding. Bases 68 to 733 code for a protein of 221 amino acids. The transcript has 2 exons.
CACGAUUAGAAACAUUACUACUUCAAAUUACAAAACCCUCUCUUUAUCUUUGUAACCGCCGCCGCAGAUGGAUAGCAAAAACACCAAACAAUCUCUGCAUCUUCCCGAAGAAAUCAUCGAAGAAAUACUGUCAAGACUUGCGGUGAAAUCGCUCUUGAAAUUCAGAAUCUCGAGGAUAUUGCCUGAGACGCCUGGUUACAAGCAUUGGUUUUAUGGAUUCGGCUGCGAUGAGUCGAGUGGUGAUUACAAGGUUAUUGCUAGUGCUGAUGAACCAUUUGAGCGUAAAAAUAAUAUAGCUAAAGUAUAUAGCUUGAAGACUGAUUCGUGGAAGGAAACAACGGGUCCUUGGGAACUUUUUAUGACGUUUCGCGCUGAGCAACGGGGAAUGUUAGCAAGUGGGAAGCUUCACUGGGAGAUUAUCAGUUACGGAAUUGUUUCUUUCGACUUGAAGGAGGAGGUGUUUGAAAUCGUUGAGGAAUCCUUUGAAGAAGAGCAUUUCGAUUGUGCUAUUACGACCUUGGCUGAAUCUGGCAUUGAUCAACUUUCAUUGAUGAAUGUACAGUGUCUGUUUAUUGAUGUGUGUCGGGAAUCAGCAGAAGUUUCAGCAUGCGAAGGUCUGCAAUUAAUAAAAUAUUCAACAUAUGAUUAUGGUAUCCACCUUCGUGGAUGGGAAUUCACAGAAGCUGCAUAUUAUGAUUGUCGUAUCUACGUUGAGAGUUUAGUCUCACCAUAGCCUUCAACAUCGACAUUUUAUCAGUUUUAGGGUUUAUUACUUAUUUUUAUAUCAGUUUGUGACAGUUUUAUCAGCCUUGUAUCUCAUGCUUAACUUUUCCUUCAAGUGUUGUUUUUUGCUUGUUGAGAAUAAAAUUGGGUUAUGUUGUU